Molecule: messenger RNA, 890 nt
Organism: Orussus abietinus
Lineage: Eukaryota; Metazoa; Arthropoda; Insecta; Hymenoptera; Orussidae
Exons: 4
Coding region: 1-840 (279 amino acids)
Source: RefSeq, a predicted model, not a curated record
AUGCGCGUCGCGGCCUUCUGGGCCAGCCUGCUGCUGGCGUGCUCGAGCUCGGCGGCGGCCGCGGGGGCCGGGGCCGCCCCGGGGGCCGCCCCGGGGGCCGCAGCGGCCGCAGCGGCCGCGUCGGCCGAGCCCUCCUGCGAGGAGCUCCGCGCCAUGUGGCGGUACAGCAAGCGGCAGAGCCGCGCCGCCGAGGCGACCAACGAGAUUCCAACCUACCGCGAUCCCUUCUCGUACAACGUCUGGGACCCCUACCUCGAUCGACCCCGGACCGCGGGGUACGGAGGACCCGCAGGACCCGGAGGAUACGGAGGAUACGGAGAGGGGUACGGAGCGCAGGCGCGGAGUCGCGGAGCGGGCGGCGCUCCGAUCUACGGCCGGGUCGUCCACAAGGCGCCGGAGGGCUACCGACUGAGGAACGGCAUGCCGGACCGCAGCCGGGCCGCCUUCGAGGAGGUCGCUCGUCUCUACGGCACCGUCAACCGCCACCCGCCCUCCAGCCGCCGCGUGACCGGCUUCCGCCACGGGGGCGGCGGCGACGCCGGCCAGGUGCCGCAGGCCGGCAGCUUCCAGCACCUCAAGGACCUCGUCCGCUCCGAGCGGGCCCGCGAGCUGCAGGAGCAGCGCCGACUCGAGGAGAUGGCCGCGAGGGCGGCCGCCCUGAAGGAGAUGACCGGCGGCGACCGGCGCCGGACCGAGCGGUUCCUCGACGAGAUGCGGCCCUACCGGAACUCGAAGAGGGACCUGGACGUCGACGUCGAUCGAGCCCGGUACUCGUCGAACGUGGCCGACCUCGUCGAGUCCUUGUCCGGUCGCUCCGGCCGAGAGUACAUGCUGCGUUAGUCGGACCUGGGGCCGUUGGCGCGGGACGGGGAAGCGGACCCGAACUGCCG